AUAAACAUGUACCAGAGGGACAAUGUUUAUAUAAUAAAAGUAUCUCACAUGAACAUUGCGUAUUGACUUGGUUUUGUUUUAUAGAAUAAGUGCAUAUUUAAUUUUGGUAGCUACUUUAAUUCUUAGUCUUCCAAGUUUCACAAACUAAUAUAACUUUCCAAGUUUCACAAACUAAUAUAACUAAUGUGGUUUGUGUGGAUUAUAAAGUAUUUUGAAGAAAUAAAUAUAACUAAUGUGGUUAAUAUGGGUUUUGUGGGUAAACCGCUGUGGGUAGUGGUUAACUACUAACCACAAAAAUAAAUAUUUUGCUACUCACACCCAACCCACUAUCUACAAAUUGUUAGUAUGAGUAUCCACAAAGUGUGAAGUUUGGCAACCAAACUUCCCCUACUAGGUUUUGCAUUUUGAGAAAAAUCACACGAAUUAUUGUUUUCUCAUGAAGCCAUCAUAUGGGCCUUGUUUUUACUGGGCACGGAUUGUCUAAACGGGCCUUAAUUUUCCGGACAUAGUAGAGAUUCGGCCUCGAAAGAGAAUGUGGGAUGGUGCUGAAGUAAACCCGAAGGCCCCAACCGUCGAUUUUUCCCAUGCUAAUUCUUCCGAUUGGUCGGAAUUUCUAACAAACGCAACCUUUUCAGUCAGUAUAGCUUAUUUUGGAAUAUUUAUAGCCUCUUCUUUAUAUAAGCCUGUUUAUUCAUCAUUUCAAAAUUUGAACUUCUUUAAUUCGUUUGCUAAAAAAGGUCUUAAAAGAGUUCUUAGGGAUAAAAUAUUACAUGUUAUAUAUGAUUGGUCCUAUAAUCGUGGUUACAUAGAUACCUUUUAUGAAAAAUCAUUAAGUGAGGGGGUAAGAACUUGCCACUCUCUUGGUAAUCCACCACAAAACUGCUCACAUUUAGCUGGAUUUGAGGCUAAUCCAGACAGCUGCUUGAAUCUUUCCAGAGCCCUUUGGAUACAUUGGAGACCUAAAUUGGAACCAUCUGUAAUAGAAAUCGUGGAUCAGAGAGUGAUCGGGAGUUAUCAUCUGCAGCAGAUAGAUAGAUGGGCCCAAGCGAGCGAGUAAGCGGCACAAGCUCUUGCUUGAUAUGAUCGAGGAGAUAGAUUAGUAUCUUGCAUGGUUGCACCAACAGAGCCUCUCGCAUGCUCCUGAACAGUCGACCAAAUAAGAGUUCUGUAUUUAUUCGCAAGAUCACUUUUAACCCUAUAGGCGUCUUCUCCUGCUUUUAAAAAAGGCGUUAACUUCCUCGAUAUUCUAAAUAUUUUUGUCGGUGAGAUAUUUUCCUCCCCGAUGGUCUAAACCGGGUAUUCACUCGCUUUCAAGUCUACGAUUGUUGGGUCUUCAUGCAAUGCAUAACGGGCGGGCCUCCAACUCAAUGAAUGAAGGGAGGAGUCAAUUGAAUAAGCACUUCCCUCAGAAUUCGUCGAACUCGAAAUAAGAGGCUUUGCCUUGGUCUUUAUUGCGCACUCCCUGUUGUUCUGUUUCCGCCACGAGAAAGACGCACGGAAGAGAUAUGCCCAGCGCGCGGAGGAUCCGUUGAGACUUUCUGUUGUCUCGGUAGGGAACUGUAUGAUCUUUUCCCACCGCGGUCGAAAAAGCGUGUUCCCUUCAGAUAACACGCACCGUAGACCAUCCUCGGCCUUCUUCGUUUUCGAUGAAAAGGUCGGUUCGCCAAGUCUCGUUAAAACUUAAAACUGCUCUUAUUAUCUUCUCUCAUCUCACUUUCCACGGGGAACAAGAGAGAGAGAGAGAGUGAACUCUUGGAAACCCUAGCCAUGGAUCGUUCCGCCUCCGAUAAGGAUAAAUCGACCAAGCGGUCGCGCGACGAGCUUGAUCGUGACUCAGGCAGGGACCACCGCGAUAGGGAGCACAAACACAGAUCGAGGGACAAGGAUCGAGAUGGCAAUUCUUCCUACCACCGCCGUUCGGAGCGAGAGGAAAAGCAUCGCGACGGAGACCGCUACCACCAUCGCAAGUCGUCAAGGCGCGAGGAUCGGGAGGGUUCUCGUGACCGGGAAACGAAGCGAGAGCGGUCGGUUGAUUUGAGGGGAGAUGAUCGAGAAGGCAGCAGGGAGAGAGUUGAUCGGUCUCACGACCGUCGGAGGCGAGAUGAAAGGGAACGAUCCAGGGAGAGGUCGUACGACGGGAGGGACGAGAGGGAAGGGAGUAGGGAUAGGCACGAUAAUAAGCUGCGGGAGAGAGAAGUGAAGCGUGAGAGAUCGUAUGAUGAAAGCAAAGAGGGGGAUGACGUUUCGAGAAGGAAGAGGAAGGAUAGAGAAGACGGCGGGGAUGAAAGGGAGAAGAAGGAAGCGAAGGUAUCGGAUGGGAAGAGGGAGAGGAGACGAUUUGGGGAUAAAGUCAAGGAAGAGGACGAUGUUGAUAAUGGGGAUAACUCGCGGGUUCCUGAUAAUGCUACAAGAGGUGAAUUUAGUGAGGUUAAGGUGAAAGAGGAAGUGAAUGACGAGUCAAUAGCUGGCGGUGGCACCGUCAAUGGUGGAUUUCCAGCUGAUAAUGGUGCUUCCUCCGGAUCAUUGACUAGAAGCAUUGCUGGAUCCUCUGUAGCUCCUGACUUUUCUGUUCCUAUCAAGGUAUCUUCAAUUUCAAACAAAACUGAAAAUAAGGGAGUUAGUAUUACCAGAUCUCAUGAGGUUCCUGGAAAAUCUAGUACAGAUGGGACAUCAUCGACUGCCGGAAAAAGUGGAAAUUCAUCCCUUGAUGUAUUAGCAAAAGCUAAGAAAGCCAUAGAAAUGAAGAAAGAGUUGCAAGAGAAGUUGAAGAGGAUGCACAUGUUGACCAAGACAAAUAUUUCGAGUUCAGAUGGUACCAACAUUUCACGGGCCAAAGAUGGUUUGAAAGUUCCAUCUUCUACUCCACAGGGAGUGGGUGCAUUAUCCACAACAGCCACAAUCGGUGUUUCAGCUACUGCUGCGACUCCGUUGGUGCAACCUGCUAGCGGUUUGCUCCCAAUUCCUGGUCUUAAUAGCACACCUAACUAUGAAGCUGUCAGACGUGCACAAGAGCUUGCGGCAAAGAUGGGCUUCCGUCAGGAUCCUGAAUUUGCUCCACUUAUUAAUAUGUUCCCUGGACAGAUGCAGACAGAGGCUGCUGUACCACAGAAGCCGAGUAAGGCUCCUGUUCUCCGGGUAGAUGCACUAGGCAGGGAAAUAGAUGAACAUGGAAAUGUUGUGAGUGUGACUAAACCAAGCAACCUCAGCACACUCAAGGUGAACAUCAACAAGCAGAAGAAGGAUGCUUUCCAGAUUCUUAAGCCUGAGCUGGAAGUAGAUCCCGAGUCAAACCCUCAUUUUGAUGAAGGUAUGGGCAUCAAUAAGGCUAAGCUUCUGAGGCCUAAGCGGAUGUCUUUCCAGUUUGUUGAGGAGGGAAAAUGGUCCAAGGAUGCUGAAUCAAUAAGACUAAGGCAUCAAUUUGGAGAAGAAAGAGCAAGAGAUAUGAAGGCCAGACAAGCACUUCAUGCAAAGGCUAAAGCUGCUCCUGACGUGAAUCCUAAUCUUAUAGAGGUAGGAGAGAGAGUUGUGACCAAAGAGAAGGCAAAGGACCCAAUUCCUGAAAUCGAGUGGUGGGAUUUGCCUUUUCUUGUUGGUGGUGUCUAUGGUGAUUUCGAGGAUGGCAUUGUACAAGACAAUCAAUUGAAGACGGAUAAGAUCACAAUCUAUGUGGAACACCCACGCCCUAUUGACCCUCCUGCAGAGCCAGCUCCUCCACCACCACAGCCUCUGAAGCUGACCAAGAAGGAACAGAAGAAACUCCGAACCCAGCGCCGUCUCGCUCGUGAGAAAGACAGGCAGGAGAUGAUCCGACAGGGCCUGCUCGAACCGCCAAAACCGAAAGUCAAAAUGAGCAACCUAAUGAAAGUUCUCGGUGCCGAAGCGACGCAGGACCCCACAAAGCUUGAGAAGGAAAUUCGCAGUGCGGCUGCAGACCGUGAGCAAGCUCAUAUUGAUAGGAACAUUGCGAGGAAGCUCACACCUUCUGAGCGACGCGAGAAGAAAGAGAGGAAGCUGUUUGACGACCCGAAUACCGUGGGGACCCUGGUUUCUGUGUACAAGAUAAACGAUCUGUCCCACAAGAAGACCCGAUUCAAGGUCGAUGUGAACGCGAGCCACAACCACUUGACUGGGUGCUGUGUUAUCUCCGAGGGAAUUAAUGUUGUGGUUGUUGAAGGUGGGAGCAAAGCGAUCAAGCGGUACGGGAACUUGAUGCUUAGGCGUAUAAAUUGGGCCGAGGCUGUGAACGACGACGAGGGUGAAGAUGGUCGAGAUGACGACGACGAGGAUAAACCACGUAACAAUUGUGUGUUGGUGUGGCAGGGAAUUGUUGCUAAACCUAGCUUCAACAGGUUCACUGUACACGAGUGCAUGACUGAAGCUGCUGCCAGGAAGAUAUUUGCUGAUGCUGGUGUCGUCCAGUACUGGGAUCUCUCGGUCAACUUCUCGGACGAUCAGGUCUGAGGCAGAGCCAUUGCCCGAGCUAUUAGUUGGUAUCGUAUCUCUUGCAUUUCUGUUGAGGAGAGUUAACGUGAUGAGUUGGAGCUGUGUUGUGCUUGGUUGGUUUGGAUGCACAAUCUCUUCUGGAUGUUUGUGUUGUAUGUGCGGCAUUGGUGUCUGUCUACGAAGUGUGUGAUUCAUCCUAGCCUACACUACAUGUUUCUCUGGCAAAUUGUUGCUUGUAGUUUGAGUGCUUUAGGCCCUGUUGACUUCCCAUUCUGUUUCCUGUUGCCACAGCAAGAAUUUGGAAACGAAAAGGAAAAAACUCGUGUUCACUUUGUCUCCUUUUUUAAUUCAUGCCAAUCAUUCUGGACUGCUUUGCUCACUGCCAUGUCUUUAUUAGAAACUGUAGCUGGGUCUGAGAUCGGGUUCUCCGUCUCUUGCUCUUCUUCACUCUGUUUAUGAAUGGUAUUUGUGGAUCCCUACUGCUAAUUAACGUAAGCCAACUGCUAGCAGGUUGGACGAGUCUUUGUAUUGUUUGAACCUUGCUUUCUGUUUUGCCCAGUUCAGGUAUGUCACUUAUUCCCAAGUGGCUGGUACGCGUGGAUCGAUGUAAGCACUCGAUACACUGCGAUAACGGCAGUAUGUCUGUCUACUCGAAUCCGUCCAAUACUCGUAACAUUAGUAUGUGUGCCUUCUCUUCCAUUUCAUUCUCCUAUGUACCCGACGACAGCAGAAUCGAAAGUCGCUGGUAAUGUAUGUCGAACCGUGAUGAUGGAAGGUAUGAUACGAUAAGGGCAGGUAACUUCAUGUUGGACGGCAGAACGGAAGAAGGGUGUCCCAAUUUGUGGGAGACGAGAACUGCAAUACAACAGAAAGUUGACUUUUCUGUUAGUGGGUGCUCGAGUUUUAGCCGAGCGACCUGUUUUUAGCUCGCCAAUCGCUCCAAUUCCGUUGAAUCGUCUUUGCGAGGGCUUGGGGGUCGAAAUCAAUGGUUUUGGUAAAUAGUAGCUGAGGAAAAGCGGGGUGCAAGUUAGUUUAUGGGUUGGUGAAAGUGGUGAUGUAGCUAGCCCACAUCUACAAACCAACUACCCGACCCGACCCCCCGUUUAUUUUGCGUUAUUAAAUUUAUAAUAAUCUUGUUUAACUGAUCGCUUUCUUGUUGGUUUCCUCUUCAUUCUAUCUAUUUCUCCUUUCCACAUAGGGUCUUCCCUCUUGGUUCUUAGUGCGGGCUAGGGAUGGCGAUGGGUCGGGUUUUGCCAAACCCAAACCCAUGGGUUUAUUCGUGAAAAAAACCCGGGUAAAACCCACUGGGUUUGAAAAACUCAAACCCAACCCAACCUGCUGGGUAUCCAUGGGUUCCCACGGGUUUUUGUCGUAAAAAAUUCACAAUAACAAAUUCCUAUCAAAAUUAAAGUCAAAUAUCAAUCUCCCAAUACAAAUUAUCCAUAUAUAAAACACCAUUCUAGAAAAUUCAAACAAAUCACAAAUUAACUAUACAAAUUGUUCAACACCAAUCUAGAAAACUCGAGAAAAUUGAAGCAAAUCACAAAUUAUCCAUUAAUAACAUGAUUAAUUGAAAGCUUCUUCCUUUCAAUUAAGUUUUUCACUCUCCGCUCGAUAACAUCAACUUCAUACUACAUAACGAGAAAGAAAAAAUUAGGCAUGUCUCCACAAACAUAAAUAAGAUUAGUUGUUUAGA
Messenger RNA from Linum trigynum, 6139 nucleotides. The record is from the annotation of a GenBank genome assembly. NCBI's taxonomy places the organism in Eukaryota, Viridiplantae, Streptophyta, Magnoliopsida, Malpighiales, Linaceae.